This is a messenger RNA of Amborella trichopoda, 606 nucleotides long. Lineage: Eukaryota; Viridiplantae; Streptophyta; Magnoliopsida; Amborellales; Amborellaceae. The record is from RefSeq and is a predicted model, not a curated record.
AUGGCAAGAAGUUAUUGGGACAUCAAUUUGGAAGAGAUGAUAGGAGUUGGGGUUCAUUUUGGUCAUGGUACUAGGAAAUGGAUUCCUAGAAUGGCACCUUAUAUCUCUGGAAAGCGUAAAGGCAUUCAUAUUACAAAUCUUACUAGAACUGCUUGUUCUUUAUCAGAAACCUGUGAUUUAGUUUUUGAUGCAGCAAGUAGAGGAAAGCACUUCUUAAUAGUAGGUACGAAAGAUAAAGCAGUUGAUUCAGUAGCAUCAGCUACAAUAAGGGCUCGGUGUCAUUAUGUUAAUAAAAAAUGGCUUGGUGAUAAUCGAAAUCAGACAAUCUUCAGUACAAUUCGCAAUUCAGAAGAACUACGUGGGGGAGCCAUUGAGCAGCUUGAAAAGGCCCGAGCUCGCUUACGGAAAUUGGAAAUUGAAGCAGAAAAUUACAAAAAUGAAAGCAUUCAUUUUGAACAACAAAGAGCGAGGAAUAAGGUCCGACAACGAGUUUUCCAACAAGCCUUGCAAGGAGCUCUAGAAACUCUGAAUAGUUAUUUGAACAACGAGUUACAUUUACGCACCAUCAGUGCUAACAUUGGCAUGCUCGGGACCAUGAAGAUAUAA